Messenger RNA from Penicillium maclennaniae, 1818 nucleotides. RefSeq lists its product as uncharacterized. Lineage: Eukaryota; Fungi; Ascomycota; Eurotiomycetes; Eurotiales; Aspergillaceae. The record is from RefSeq and is a predicted model, not a curated record. The coding region runs from base 1 to 1818 and encodes 605 amino acids. The transcript has a single exon. Gene Ontology annotation, molecular function: mRNA binding.
AUGAGCGGCAGCUCGAACCAGUCCACUCGAACGAGUCCCGGCUCCUUCGGAACGACGCAGCGCACCGAAUCCGUGUCUUCAGGCUCCUCGCCCACCCAAAUUUCUUCUCAGGCGUCCGCGACGACUCAGCAUGCGAUGUCGACCGACGUGUAUAGCCCGACUGUCUCGCAAGCGCCCACAUCUUUAGCUCCGACUUUUACCCAUCCCUUCUCGCCUCUCGGCCCUUCCACCUCCUUUGAAAACAGUAUGCGCCUGGGCGACCCCGAUCGCAAUUUCCAGGGUCUGAACGGCCUGGGACGCGCGAGCGGCGGUGGCGCGAUAUUGAUGCGCAAACUACCGCGCAACACCAGCCGCGAAGCUCUCCGCAGCAUGUUGCUUUUCGCCAAGGAUUUUGUCGACGCCGACUUUAUCAACUCCGAUCAUCCCGAAGAUAACGGGUUCUUGAGCGCGAUCGCGCGCUUCAACACCAUCCCCGCCGCCGAAGAGGCUCGCUCUCUUCUCGACGGGAAGCCCAACUCCAAGAACGAUGCAAAUAUGGUUGUUGAGAUGUAUCCUGGUGCCGUGGGCUCCAACCUCUCGAACGCGCGUCGCAACACGAUAGAUCACACCGCGAGGGGCGGUUUGCUCGGCGGGGUCGCCUCUAACGGCCCCUUGUCCCGCCAGUCCUCCCGUUUCAAUGGCACCUUCCAGAGCUUGGAGCGGUUGUCCGCAAACAACCCAUCCGCUCAGGCAAUCGGCGAAGGCUUGCCUUCCACAUCAGAGUCCGGCUCGCGCCUACAUAGCCUCUUUUCUCCGCAGUCUCCCAUUGGCAACGGAGUUGGCGAUCUCCCGCGGGUGACUGGCAAGUCGAUGAUUGAUGAAGAUCCGGAUGAGGAGACUGGAGAAUUGCUUAAGGAUCCCGUUGGCUACGCUGAAAAUGGCCAUUCCAUCUCUGCCCAGCGUCGAUCAACCAAUCCCCACAUCCCGGCCGGUCGUUUUGCCAAUCUGUCUCUCUCGACGACCAUGUCUUCUCCGCCUUUGCCGAAUUAUGCUUCUGGCGGUCCUAGCGGGCAGCGCAUGAGCGCGAGUGGACCUCAGUCUGCCUACCCCGGCAACGUGAACCAAGGCCAUGGUUUCCCAUAUGCCAGUCAACACACCCCUCGACACAGUCUCCCUGCUGCAAACCCUAAUGAUCUGAACCCUCCAUGCAACACAUUGUAUGUGGGCAAUCUACCUCCCGACACUUCGGAAGAAGAGCUUAAGGCGCUCUUCUCCAAGCAACGCGGCUACAAGCGACUUUGCUUCCGUAACAAGCAAAACGGGCCCAUGUGUUUCGUGGAGUUUGACGAAGUGGCGAUGGCCAGUAAGGCACUUAAUGAGCUUUAUGGCUACAAAUUGUCCAACAGUGUCAAGACUGGUAUCCGCCUUAGUUUCUCUAAGAAUCCACUCGGCGUGCGCUCCGGCCAGCCAGGCAGCAUGAAUCCAGCCAACCUCUCUGGACAAGGUGGUGUACCUGGUGGCAGCAGCUUGAAUGGGGUGCACAAUCACAUGUUCUCAUCAGUGAGUGGUCCACCUCCGGGUCUAGCAGCUCCUCCGGGACUUGCUAUGCCCAUGCCUGUCCGCAACGGAAGUGCUUCCAUGCACUCUCCGGGCCAUCCACAUAUGGUUAAUAACGGCUCGUUCAACCACAACUCGGGACUCGGCAUUCGCACCAACGGAGUUGGUCAAAUGAUGUCGCCGCCGCCCCCGCCACCUCCUGGAGGUGCCGCCGGCAAUAAUGCAGGACCCAAUAUGAACGGCUUCAAUUCCUUCUACCCCGAUUACAUGAUGGGUCGCUAA